Messenger RNA from Corythoichthys intestinalis (scribbled pipefish), 578 nucleotides. It is a transcript of the gene ndufb2, whose product is annotated as NADH:ubiquinone oxidoreductase subunit B2. Gene Ontology annotation, biological process: mitochondrial respiratory chain complex I assembly. The transcript is spliced from 3 exons. Lineage: Eukaryota; Metazoa; Chordata; Actinopteri; Syngnathiformes; Syngnathidae. The record is from RefSeq and is a predicted model, not a curated record. Bases 227 to 532 code for a protein of 101 amino acids. Gene Ontology annotation, cellular component: mitochondrial inner membrane.
UGUAAGACGUUUCGCCGAUGUAGAAGAUUUUGGCAGAACACCGGACUGCUCUUCACAGUCAGCCAAUCAGCGCACGUAAACAAACGUGACCACAUCUUGUCCAAUCAGCGGCGUCUAUGUUGGAGAGCACCCGUCUGUUGACUCGGGAAGGUGACUCCAUAGCGAUAUUCGGAAAUAAUUUCCAUUUUAUCACGCAAAUGCUGUAAAAUAGUUAUACUUUUACGCCAUGUCUUCGUUGGGGAGGAUGUUUAGCGUCCUCCGUGGCAGCUCUCAGCUCAUUAGACGCGGUCCACGAAGGAUAAUGACGAGAAAGGCAGGUGGUGGUCCACACAUCGAGCCACAGUACAGGCAAUAUCCUCAACUCACCAAGAAGCAAAAGUUAGAGUCUGAGUUCAUCAGCGGUGCCAUGUGGUUCUGGAUCCUCUGGCACAUGUGGCACGACUCCGAUGCAGUGCUGGGUCAUUUUCCUUGGCCCGAUGCUUCCCAGUGGACAGACGAGGAGCUUGGAAUUCCAGCAGAUGACGAGGAAUAAACAACACAUGUCCUGAUUGUACAUAAAUAAAUCAUUCUUAAGUUAA